Molecule: messenger RNA, 2453 nt
Organism: Sander lucioperca (pikeperch)
Lineage: Eukaryota; Metazoa; Chordata; Actinopteri; Perciformes; Percidae
Product: nectin-3
Exons: 8
Coding region: 83-1297 (404 amino acids)
Biological process (GO): homophilic cell-cell adhesion; heterophilic cell-cell adhesion
Cellular component (GO): adherens junction
Source: RefSeq, a predicted model, not a curated record
AGCAUCAUCAGCCAUACUCGAGCAGCUGCAGGGACAUAUGCUGGAUAUGGAUGUAUAAUAAGAGGAAAACUCAAUCAAUGGAAUGGAUGGAUGCUUCUUCGUGCAACUAUGGACACCGUGUUUCUCCAAAAGCAACACUAUACCUUUAUUGGCAUUUACGUUGAUUCUGAGCACAGUUAUAGAAGCUCUCCAGGUGAUUGGCGGAAACGUAACCGUUGUGCAAGGAGAGACCACUACCUUACCCUGCAAACUCAUCGACACCACGGAGCUCCUAUCCCAGAUUUCAUGGCAGAAGAUUACCAGAGGAAAACCUGUGAAUGUUAAUUUCUUUACCGUCUUGGAGGUAGAUGGACCACAGUUUGUCAACGGACGUGAUGAUCGAUUUACAUUUAUCGGGAGCUUUAAAGACAACAUUGCAUCUCUGCAGUUAUCCAAUGUUACAUUGAUGGAUGAAGGCACCUACAUGUGUAUCUUCACUUUGUUCCCCAGCGGAAAUCACAAGACAGACAUACCUCUGAACUUGCUUGUGCCUCCGGUCUCAAGCCUGGAGUAUAAUCGUCCUACUUUGGGAAAUGAAGAGGUUUCCCUCGUCACUUGCAUAGCUGCUGGUUCCAAGCCUCCCGCAGAGGUGAGGUGGCUCACGGGUAGUCUGGCAGAAACAGUGAGGGAAACCACCAACUUCACCCAGCAUGCCAACGGUACGACUACCACAACCAGCUCGCUGUUUGGAGUACCUACCAAAGAAAUCAACAGUCGUUUGGUCCAGUGUGUCAUCACCAGUGCAGCCAUGUCGGAAACCCUGUCCUUCAACAUACAGGUCUACUUCCCACCCACUGAAGUGAAGAUCAGUGAAAGAUCUGAAGGCUCAUUUGAAUGUGUGACUGAAGCCAACCCAAAUGCAGACUUUACCUGGAGCAGAAUCGGCCAGUCAUGGCCUCAGUCUGCUGUCAGAGAUGGUGCAACACUACAGUUUCAGAGUAUGACAUCUGACCUCAAUGGCCUCUACCAGUGUGAAGCAAGUAACCGUUAUGGAAAAAAACAUAGUUGCCUCUAUGUGCAUGUGGCUUCAGAUGCCGGCAUUGCUGGUUGGAUCUUAUUUGGUCUUUUGCUGAUUGCUCUUGUUGCUGUGGCAUUUUGGUACUUUUAUAAAUCUGGGAGAUUUACAAGGUUAAUUGGUGAUUCAUUAUCCAGGACAGGAGAGAAUACACGUAGGGAGAGGACAAGGGUCCCAUCAACUUCCAACUCACCUGAAGAGCUUCGAAGAGUAGAAGAGGAAGCAGCAGAGGUAUCUCUUUGACAUGCAUGGCAGCAACAAGCUGGACGACAGUUGGACUGCAGCUGGCUUACACACCCCGCGGCUAACAUUCCUCACUCAGCUGGUUAGUCAACAUUAUAGGGUAAUGUCUACUGCUAAUAGCAUUAACAGUAAUACUAUAAAAUGCUGUACAACAGAAGCAACAAAAUGGUAAAUGAAGAUUGAAAACUGUAGAUAGAGUUCUCAAGCAAAACUGAAACCAUCAAAUGAAUGAAGAAAGAGGACGUUUUAUUAACUGUCUAACACAGUCAGUGCCAACAACGUUAUCUAUGUAGGAUGUGGCUUGUGACUGUUUGCUUUAUCAUUAACAGCCAGGGUGUAUUUCUGUUUAACCACCAACAGCAUUAACGGUUGAUAAAAGAAGAGGACUAUGAAGCAUGUUUGCAUGCACACAAUAGACUAGGUUACUGGCCAAGAAAUUAUUCAUGAGAAAUUUGAAUAGAAAACUUGAGAAAAAGCAAUAAAAACCUAAAACAUGCUGUAUUGCCGAAGAGGCUCAACACACUUAAACUUAAGAGAAAAGUUGCAAAUUGACAAAACGCAGACAAAUUAAGAAACAUUCUGCAACACUUUUAUCCAUUUGCUCAGGUUUUCUAAUAUAGUAAAGCAUUUGGAGAAAGGGAGAAACACUGCUGUAGAAGUCUGCUAAGUGCAAAUUAUUACUUUGGUUGUUUUAUUAUUUGAAUGUUGCCACCAGAUUUGUCUUUGACAAGGUUUCCAUGGUAUGUUUCUUUUCAUAUUUUUUAGCUUUUAUUCUAUAUUUCUCAAGUGUCAUUCCAAUUUCUCAGUUUUCCAUUACAUUUCGUCCUUGAAUUAUUUCAUGAAUUAUUUCCUGACUGAAUAUACAGUAUGUACAGUACUAGAGCUGACAUCUCUGACAGCCAACUGGCAGCUACAUCUUUCCUGAGAACCUCUACAGAGGACACACAGUCUGUAUAUGGUAAUGGCUGAUACCAAUUCAUGUAUGUAAGAAAGAUACUGUCACUGUUGUGUAGUGACAGUAGUGUAGUGUGUACAACAGAACAUAUGUUAUUUGCCAAGCCCCCAACUGAUUUUAUUUAUAACAGCACUUAACUUAAACCUCUUCCUUUAUCAAGUCGGUGUCAGUAUGCACAAUGCUCCGAAGGUACAAUCACAU